CCACAUCUAUCGCCCUGUGCCCAGUGCCACAAGCGGCCAAGCAUAGUGUGCUAUGGAUACGAACCGAGACAAGAUUGAGAGGCCAUACGUGCCGUAUGAGCCUCUCGCAACGGUCCACCCAGCUGCGAAGCCUGCGACCUCUCGAAGCCGUAAAGUCAAAACCCUGCUGGUCUUGCUCACCGCAGUAGCGACUAUUGGUUUCCACCACUGCUGGACGGGUGUAGAUACCGAUCUGCCCAGCUCAACGCCGUCGACCCAAGUCGACGAGCCCGAGUUUGAUUGGAAUGCGCUGGAACCUGCCAAAACCAUCAAAUGGACGUCGUGCUACUCCGGCCAGAAAUGCGCUCGUCUGCUUCUUCCGCUGGACUACGGCACCCCGGAUGGACCCACUACCGCCAUCGCGCUGCGUCUUCUCCCUGCCACAGACAAAGCGAACUACAAGGGGCCCGUGUUGAUCAACCCCGGUGGUCCCGGUGGUUCUGGCACGAGUCUGGUCGCCAGAGCCGGCAAGAACAUAUCAGCCAUUGUGGGGCCCUCUUUCGACAUCCUCGGGUUUGACCCGCGCGGAAUCGGCGCCAGCACUCCCUCCGCCAGCUGCUUCGAGUCGGACUCUCAGAGGCAGCUCUGGAGUCUGCAGGAAGGCCACCGCCUGCUCAACGCCUCCGACGAUUCUGUGGACAUCGCGCGUGCGCGGCAGACCCUACUUGGCCAUCGCUGCGAGCAGAAGAUCGGGGGUGAAUGGGGCAUUGGACGCUUCAUGAGCACGCCCGAUGUUGCUCGUGACAUGCUCGAAAUCUCGAAGCAGCUCGGGCACGAGAAGCUGCAGUACUGGGGCUUUAGCUACGGGUCGAUCCUCGGCCAGUACUUCUCGGCGAUCUACCCUGACAACGUCGGACGGGUGAUCAUCGACGGCGUCUACGACGGGCACAACUAUCGCGGAGCGCUUUGGAACUCGAACCUCGCCGACACCGACGCCGUCGUCGACUCGUUCUUCACCUUCUGCCACCAGGCCGGCCCCGACAAGUGCGCGCUCUACGACACUACGCCCGCGAAGAUCCGCGCCCGCUUCUUCGCCGUCCUCUACUCUCUCGAGUCGCAGCCGGUCAGCAUCCCAAGCGCGGAGCCGCCCGUGCUCGUCACACGCAAGGUGCUCCAGUCGCAGCUCUUCCAAGCGACGUACAAGCCACUCGCGCAGUUCGGCCUCCUCGCAGACACCGUGUACGCGCUCGAAAGUGGCAACCAGACCGCGCUCACCGCGCUCGCGCCCAAGAUCGUCCCACCCACGGAGUGCAAGUGCACGGACCCGGAGCCAUGGCUCGCAUCCAACGAGGCAUUCUCUCCGAUUGCGUGUGGCGAUGCCGACGAGACGAUGUACGACCGCGAUGCGUACGCCAAGUACUACGAGGGCCUCACCGCGUCCUCGCAGCUCGCGGCGCCGCUCUGGGCGACCUCGUACCUGAAGUGCGCGGAGUGGCGCGUGCGCCCGAAAUGGCGGUGGACGGGCCCGCUCGGCGCGAAGAAUACGUCGCACCCGCUGCUGCUCGUUUCGCCGCGGUACGACCCGGUCUGCCCUCUGAGCGACGCGCAGGCGGUGCAGAAACGCUACGGAGGGUCAGGGCUGCUCAUCCAGGAGUCGGUCGGCCACUGCACGCUUGCCGCCCCGUCGCUCUGCACCGCGAAGCACAUUAGGGCGUACAUGGAGAAUGGGACGCUCCCGGCGGCUGGCACGGUGUGCGGAGUGGACGAGCUUCCGUUCGUAGGAGCUGUGCAGGACGUACGUGCGCUGUCGAUUGAGGACGCCGAGCUAUUGGAGGCUAUGAAGGGACUAUCAGCCGUCGUCCCUACCCUCGGCUUUGACGGGCUAUAGGAAGUCUGUAUGUCGGUUGGUAGUUCUAGGAUGAAACAUUCAAGCGCUUGUCAUGCAGAGACGAACGAGUUCACGGUAUUCGGAAAGUUAUACCGCACCGCUGUAUCAUUGCGUAUCCAUCGAUAUACAAGGCCGCUCUUCAAAC
Trametes versicolor FP-101664 SS1 is the source of this 2012-nucleotide messenger RNA. RefSeq names its product alpha/beta-hydrolase. The coding region runs from base 53 to 1867 and encodes 604 amino acids. The transcript has 3 exons. Lineage: Eukaryota; Fungi; Basidiomycota; Agaricomycetes; Polyporales; Polyporaceae. The record is from RefSeq and is a predicted model, not a curated record.